This is a messenger RNA of Fusarium keratoplasticum, 1659 nucleotides long. Its product is annotated as Maltose permease MAL31. Gene Ontology annotation, cellular component: membrane. NCBI's taxonomy places the organism in Eukaryota, Fungi, Ascomycota, Sordariomycetes, Hypocreales, Nectriaceae. The coding region runs from base 1 to 1659 and encodes 552 amino acids. The record is from RefSeq and is a predicted model, not a curated record. Gene Ontology annotation, molecular function: carbohydrate:proton symporter activity. Gene Ontology annotation, biological process: transmembrane transport; carbohydrate transport. The transcript is spliced from 3 exons.
AUGGACGAGAAGACUUCGGUUGGAUCUACGAACCACAAGGAGAAGCCACAGGCUGAGCCCGUGGCCCACGCUAAUCCCAGUUCCAACAAGAUUCUAGGCCAAAGAGGCUCCUGGGAAGCCAUUGUUGAAGAUGCCCAUGCUGCCAACGCCCACGAACACUCUCUCACUGUCCGCCAAGCUCUCAAGGCCUACCCUUACGCCGUUCUCUGGUCUCUCGUUGUGUCCAUGUCCAUCAUCAUGGAAGGCUACGACACCAUCCUCAUCGGCUCACUCUACGCCUAUCCCAGCUACGCGGAACGCUUUGGCACCAAGGAUACCUCCACCGGCAUUUGGCAAAUCGAGGCCAAGUGGCAGAGCGCCAUGGGCAGCGGACCUCAAGCUGGUGCCAUUAUUGGUGCCCUCUGCAAUGGCUUCCUCAUUCAGCGUUUCGGCUAUCGACCAGCUUUCAUGUUCGGCGUCAUCCUGAUGACCGCGUUCAUCUUCGUUUCCGUUUUCGGCAUGUCCGUCGAGCUUCAGGCCGUGGGUCAAAUUCUCUGCGGCAUCCCGUGGGGCAUCUUUGCAACGAUUGGCCCUGCCUACGCUUCCGAGCUGUGCCCUCUUCCUUUGCGAGUAUAUCUCACCGCGUACACCAACAUGUGCUUCGCUACCGGUCAGCUCAUUGGUGCCGGAGUUCUCAAGAGCUUUAUCGGCCGUGACGAUGACUGGGCCUGGCGCAUUCCGUUUGCUCUCCAAUGGCUGUGGAUUCCUUUCCUCAUGAUUGGUUCCAUUUUCAUGCCCGAGUCGCCCUGGUACCUCGUCCGUAAUGGCAAGUAUGCCGAAGCUGAGAAGAGCGUGUUGCGAUUGGCAGCCGAGCACGAGAAACCGCAUGCUCGAGCUCUAGUGGCCCUCAUGAUUCACACCGACGACAUUGAGAGGAGAAUCGCCGAGGGUACUUCUUACUGGGACUGCUUCAAGGGCGUCGACCUGCGUCGAACGGAGAUUGCUUGCGUGUCCUUCCUUGGUCAGAUCACCUGCGGUGCUCAGUUUGCCUACUCUGCCACCUACUUCUACCAGCAGGCCGGCCUAGACUCCGAGACUUCCUAUAACCUAAACCUCGGCGGUACCGGUAUCGCCUUCUGCGGCACCAUUGCUUCCUGGUUCCUGAUGAGAUACUUCGGACGGCGCUCCUUGUAUCUCAUCGGAAUGUCUGGCAUGAGCGUUAUCUUGUUCAUUAUCGGCUGUUUAGCUACCAACACCCACAACCCCGCUGUCAAAUGGGUCCAAUCGAUACUUUGUGUCGUCUGGCUUCUCACCUUCUCGCUAACCGUCGGCCCCGUUGGUUGGGCCAUUCCGCCUGAGGUAUCCUCCACCCGCCUUCGAUCCAAAACUGUUGUGCUAGCCCGAACUGCAUACUACAUCGCACAAAUUGUCGCCAACGUUAUCCAGCCCUACAUGAUGAAUCCCAGCGCUUGGAACUGGAAGGGCAAGACCGGUUUCUUCUGGUUCGCCUUCGCGUUCCUAACCGUUGUUUGGGCUUUUUUCCGCCAGCCUGAGACCAAGGGACGUAGUUAUGAGGAGCUUGAUCUCAUGUUCGAGGCCAAACUGCCUACAAGAAAGUUCAAGCAUUAUUACGUUGACGCUUACAACCAUAACGAGGAUGACCGCCUACAGGAGCUAUAA